Messenger RNA from Astrephomene gubernaculifera, 3286 nucleotides. NCBI's taxonomy places the organism in Eukaryota, Viridiplantae, Chlorophyta, Chlorophyceae, Chlamydomonadales, Astrephomenaceae. The record is from the annotation of a GenBank genome assembly.
AGGCGAUCGGGUGCUAGGCAGGAUGCUGGUGGCGCUGAUUCGGCUGGGGCAUGUCCUCUCACCGGAGCUGCUUGAGGAGCUGGAGCACUACCUUGCAGGUCGGCUGGCGGCGCAGCAACACAACCUGCUGGCGCCGUUUGCCAACGUCUGCCGUAUCACGGGUUACAUGCCCUCCCCCUCCUUCCUGCAAUCCUUCAUGCAGCGAGUGGAGGAGGUAUGUCCCAAGUUCAGCCCCUACGAAGCUGCUGGGGUCAUGGGCUUCCUGGGCUUCGUCCGGAGUUGCAACGACCAGGGUCUUGGCAACAAGGCAGCUGAGCGGGUCAAUGAAACGAGUGGACGGCUGAUGCAGUUGCUUCUGGACUGCACCGGCAGCAAGGGCAUGAUGGAGCUCGCCUCGCAGCGCCCCUCCCAAGCAUAUGAAGUGGCGGAGUUCCUGCUCCACGCCAUCGGCACCUUCGAUCUGGAUCUGCCGUUCGCCUCCUCGCCCGAGCGGCGGGAGGCCUGGUCGCUGGCCAUGCAGGCUCUGACGCUGGGCCAUGUGGGCGAGGCGGGGUGGGGCCACACCGGCAAGCUGCUGCGGCUGCUGGCGCAGGCGCGGUGCGCCGUGCAGGGGCAGUGGCUGGCGGAGUAUUACAAGAACCUGGACGCAGCCGCGCCCACCCUAGCGCCCGAGCUGCUCGCAGAUGCCGCCACGGGCAUCAUCGCCGCCGGCUACCAGCCCGCGCUGGUGCCCGCCCUGUCGACCCGGCUGGCACUGGUUCUGGAGCAGCGCAUGGGCCAGCUGGCCACAUGUAACCCGGGCACGCUGGUGCGGCUGCUGGGGGCGGUGGGGGACAUGGGGCAUGUGGUGCGGACGGAGGUGCUGCAGGCGGCGGAGGUGGUGCUGGCGCGGCCGCUGGCGGCGGCGCCGGAGGUGCUGCGAGAGGCGCGGGAGCAGCUGGAGGCGAUGAAGGCGAGGAUGGCGGCGGGGUCGGGGAAGCUGGAGGAGCAGGAACUGGAGGCGGUGGACGCGGUGGUGGCGAGGGCGACUGUGGCUGUGGAUGUGUUGAGUGAGGGCAGCUUGACGGCACUGUGCAGGGCCCUCUCCCUCCACGCCUACCGCCCGGGUCCGCGGCUGAUGAACGCGGUGCUGGCCGCCGCCGCAGUGCUGCACAGCGGCACGCAGCAGGCGCAUGCGGGGGCGCAAGCGGGGGGGUGGCUCGCGCUGCAGCCGGGCUGGCGGCGCCUGGAGUGCUUUACGGAGGUGCUGUUGCGGCUGGCGGCCUGGGGGGUGCAGCCGGAGGAGGAGUGGCUGGAGGGCACGGCGGCGGCGCUGGUGCUGCUGGCGGCGCGGCCGCUGCAGCCGGGGGCGGCAGCAGCAGCGGAGGAGUACUUGCUGCAAAUGGCGGGGGCGUUUGGGGCGAUGGCGCGCUGGGCCCAUGUGUUCAGCCCGGCCCAGCUGACCGCCCUGUCUCGCGACCUCAACCGCUGCCUGGAGCUCUUCACCCGGCAGGGCCAGACCUUUGACUCCCGCAUCUCAGCUGUCAUCCAGUCCGCCCUGUUGGAAGCACACGGCAGCGGAGUGCUGGGCGGCUCGGAGAGGCUGCAGGAGGCGGUGCAGGCGGCAGAAGCCAUGCACAACAUGGCCCUCACGAGUGAUGUCGGGAGCACUAGCAGCAGCACCAGCGGCAGCAGCAGCAGCGGCGGCCGGCACGCGAGGAGGCGCGGUGUUGGCUUUGGCGGCGCCGACGGGGGCUCGGGUGCCGGAGCCGCAGUGACGGCGGCGUCGGUUGUGGAGGUACCGAAGAGGACGGGAGGCGGGAGGAUGGCGUCCGGGUGGAUGUCGCGCGGCGGGGGAGCGGGUGCGGGUGCGGGAGCGGGUGCGACUUCGGUGGUGGAGGCUGAGGAGUUCGGGGAAUUGCAGGACCUACUGGAGGAGGCGCUGUCGGGAGUGCAUGGGGAGCAUGGGAAGCAGGGGCAGGAGAGCGACGGUGCAAGCAUCAGUGUUGCAGCGGCGGCGGCGGCAAUCAGGUUAGCAGCACUGGAGGCGAAGGAGCAGUCGUCUGCGGCGGAGGUGGAGGCGCAAAGCAGCGUCGGGUCAGCAGCCCGAUCCGGCAACGGCAGGGGUAGCAGCCAGCCUGACGCCGGCGUGGUUGAGCUGCUUGAGAUUUUCAAAGAGUUGGAGGUAGUGGAGCCGCAGGUGAUUGAGCCGUAGGUCAGCUUGGGGCGCAUGGUGGCCCAAGAGUAGGGUGCGGCCAGGGGCAGGGUCCUAGGGUGUGAUGAGGCAGGCGAUUGAGAGAGCGUGUGGUGAGCGGUGGCGCGGGAGGGCCGAUGCCGGUGGCAUCCGGAAGCGCCGGAAGCAUGAGUUGCUGAGGCUGUCUAGACGUAGGUGUCACCGCGUGUGGUGCGGUGUGGUGCGGUGAAGUGGUUGGGGCUUUGGCCGUCAGGGAAGCACAUGCAGCAUGCCGGCGGCUGUACAGGAGUUGGUGGUAGCAGUGCCCUGCAGUGCUGCAGAGCGUGAAACUGAGGAGGAGGGUACUCGGCGUACGUGAGGUGUAGAUGGCGCUGGCGAUGCUUGCAGAUUGCAGCGCGGCGGGGGCGGUUGGGGACAUGGAGAGUGAGAGUCCUCGGGACGUACCGGUAUAGCGGCUGGAAAGCAGACCGACGGCUGAGCUAGGCAGGCAAGGGUGUAGGCCCGUUAACGAGUGGCAUGGAAUGCCCUUUGACUGUCAUUUGUCUUCUUUUGCGCACAACAUUAGUGUGCAGGUAACGUUUUGCAGGUUUUGAGAUAACAUCCGUAUGUUGUUCGUGGCCGAUGUUGCGCCGUGUUGCCGUACAGUUACACAAGCCUAAGCAAGGGUGGCGCUCUGGAUUGGGGCACACCUGAGCGUGUAGGACGUUUGUAGAGCCAUUUGUGCUCGGAACCUUUUUGUUGCAGCUUGCAGACUUCAUAACAAGAAUUGGGGAUGAUUAGAAGUUACCGGUAGGAAAUGAAGGUGAGGUGAAGUUGUUUGCAUGUUACAUACUUGGGGUUUGAGGGUUCACCUGGGGUGUUUGGUUGUCCAUGAUGGGAAGACGCUGACGUGCUCAGUACCAUGCUAAAGCAUAUACGUUGGAAAUUGGCACGUGGCACGUAUUAUGGAUAGGAGCAAGGGUCGUGACCAUGGUAAGGGAACUGAUUUUGUCCUUUUAAACUUGGCCGAGCCGCACACGGGUAACUGUGCUGGACAGUGCUUGGAUUUAUAGCCGGCGUUUCAGAUCCCGGUGGGGCAAAUAAGCGUAGUGUCCUCUGUAACCCUGAAGCCCG